Electrophorus electricus (electric eel) is the source of this 3548-nucleotide messenger RNA. RefSeq names its product dihydropyrimidinase like 3 (gene dpysl3). Gene Ontology annotation, biological process: actin crosslink formation. Gene Ontology annotation, cellular component: cytosol; cytoplasm. NCBI's taxonomy places the organism in Eukaryota, Metazoa, Chordata, Actinopteri, Gymnotiformes, Gymnotidae. Gene Ontology annotation, molecular function: hydrolase activity, acting on carbon-nitrogen (but not peptide) bonds, in cyclic amides. The record is from RefSeq and is a predicted model, not a curated record.
UCGCUCUGAGUCAGUCGAAGCGUUCUUUCCCUUCUCUUCCAGCCCCCUCGCUGCGCAGCAUGGCUGAAGGUAGACGCACUAUGAACAGGGACGAUGACCUACCGGUUUAUCUCGCUCGGCCGGGUACAGCCGAUCAAAUACCCAGGCAAAAGCACGGAGGAUUAUUCUGCAACGUUGAAGGAGCGUACGAGAGCAAAACCAUCGACUUUGAUGCUCUUAGUGUCGGUCAACGAGGCUCAAGAACUCCGAGAACGCAAAAUAAAGGAGGUGUAGCGAGCGAGGCUAGGAGUCCAACCAGCGACGCCAAGUGCUCAUCCCCCAACAGAGCACACGAUUCAAAACAAAUGAAGGAAAUUAAAGACACCACUGACAAGCAGGUACCUCAAAGCGGUAACGAUGUAAAGAGCGACCGGCUUCUAAUUAAGGGAGGCAGGAUUGUGAACGAUGACCAGUCUUUCUAUGCUGAUAUCUACAUGGAGGAUGGCCUCAUUAAACAAAUUGGGGAUAACCUGAUAGUCCCAGGAGGGGUAAAGACGAUUGAGGCAAAUGGGAAGAUGGUCAUCCCUGGGGGGAUUGACAUCCACACCCACUUCCAGAUGCCUUAUCGGGGCACCACCACUGUGGACGACUUCACGCAGGGCACCAAGGCAGCCCUGGCAGGGGGAACCACCAUGAUUGUCGACCACGUGAUCCCUGACCCUGGCUGCAGCCUGGUGGAGGCCUUUGAACGCUGGAGGGAGUGGGCAGAUGAUAAAGCAUGCUGCGACUACUCGCUCCAUGUAGACAUCACACACUGGAACGACAGUGUCAAGCAGGAAGUGGAGGUCCUGCUCAAGGAAAAAGGAGUCAACUCCUAUCAGGUCUACAUGGCUUACAAAGAUCUUUAUCAGAUGAGCAACAGUGAGCUCUAUGAGAUCUUCACUUUCCUCGGAGAACUUGGAGGCAUUGUGCAGGUCCACGCAGAAAAUGGAGAGAUUAUUGCUGAGGAGCAGGCCCGCAUGCUGGGCAUGGGCAUCACUGGACCAGAGGGGCACGUUCUCAGCCGACCAGAAGAGUUGGAAGCUGAAGCGGUGUUCCGGGCCGUUACCAUUGCCAGCCAGACCAACUGUCCCCUCUAUGUGACCCGUGUAAUGAGCAAAAGCGCAGCUGACAUCAUUUCACAGGCCAGAAAAAAAGGUAAUGUGGUGUUUGGUGAGCCAAUCACAGCUAGCCUGGGUACAGACGGGACUCACUACUGGAGCAAGAAUUGGGCCAAGGCUGCCUCUUAUGUGACUUCCCCACCUCUCAGUCCAGACCCCACCACUCCGGACUACCUGAACACUCUAUUGGCCAGUGGUGAUCUGAAUGUGACCGGCAGUGCCCAUUGCACAUUCAGCGUGGCUCAGAAGGCCAUUGGGAAGGAUGAUUUCACCCAGAUCCCUGAAGGAGUGAAUGGAGUAGAGGAGAGAAUGUCUCUCAUCUGGGACAAAGCUGUGGUUACCGGUAAAAUGGAUGAGAACAUGUUUGUGGCUGUGACGAGCACCAACGCAGCUAAGAUCCUGAACCUAUACCCACGCAAGGGCCGGAUAGCCAUUGGCUCUGACAGUGACCUGGUCAUCUGGGAUCCAGAUGUAGUCAGAACCAUCACAGCGAAAACACACAACUCUGCUGCGGAGUAUAAUGUGUUUGAGGGCAUGGAGCUCCGUGGUGCCCCCACGUUGGUCGUUUGCCAGGGCAAGAUCAUCCUGGAGGAUGGAAAGCUGCAAGCCACCUCUGGCUCUGGCCGCUUUAUCCCUUGCUCACCUUUCCCGGAUUUCGCAUACAAGCGUGUCAAAGCCAGGAAACAGCUGGCUGUGUUAAGGGCAGUUCCCCGGGGCAUGUACGAUGGACCGGUAUCAGAUUUCACUCCCAUGUCCAGGGGAGGUACUCCUUCUGCAUCUGCCCGAACCUCUCCCACCAAGGCUCCGAUCAGGAACCUCCAUCAGUCAGGGUUCACCUUAGCAGGUCCCGAAGAAGCCCCCAUCAGGCCAGCUGGAAGGCGUAUUGUGGUGCCCCCUGGUGGCCGCUCUAACAUUACAUCCCUCAGUUAAAAUGGAUGGAUAUGAUAAUUGCUUGGGGCAGGAAGAGGUCAUUAGUUGAUGAAAAAAAAGAGAAGAUAAGCAAAACAUGGAAUCCUCAUGCCUUACCUUUCAAAUGCAUUACCUGCUUUAAGCUUUAAAGAGCUCCGUAUUCCUUCUCUCAGGAAAGGCUAAAUUAGCAUUUUAGAAAACAGAGACUGGUUCAGGGUCACAGAAAUUUCGAGUAGUCACAGCAUGGUUUAUACUGAUGACAUUUGACAAACCAAAAUGCAAAUUAGGAUAAAUUAGGAAAAGGGGCAUUAAUACAAUUCAAACACUUAGCUUCCCUAUUUUCAAAACCAAGUUUGCCCACAAAAACAUUAGGAAUUGCUUGGAAUCUUUUUUUUCCUGGAGAGGGACUGCUGCCUUGCUCAGUGAGGUGCUCAUCUUUUUGUUUCCAACAUGUUAGACAUUAGUGGCUUCAGACAUUCAAUGCUAGUCUGCAGUUUUAUUUUGUGCUACCAUCAGCAGUGCAAGACCUCCAAUGUGAUCAAAGCUUUGUGAAUGAGGCUGGUAUGUUUGUAUGUUUGUUUGUUUGUUUUUAUUGGUCACUUGACCAGCAGCAGAUAAAUGUGUGAAUCCUUAUAGAAAGGCAUCAUAAAAUAGCAGGUUAAUCCUGAGUGUGACUUUUUCCAAUUGUUGACUAUGACCAGGCAUUGGUUUAAAAAAACCCCAUUCCUAUCUGCUUGUCAGGCUUAUUUCUUUUUCUGACUGUUCUCAGUGGAGUUACUGAAGCAAAACAGAAAGUCCAUGGGAAAUCAAGGACCAUUAAAAUUAACAAAAGUAUGUAAAUGUUAGCAACUAAGGCUUUAAAAUCUGAACAAGAGUUCUGAGAAAACAAAUGAUAAAACCAUGUUAUUGCUGAAAACCUGCAGAGAAAAGAUAAUCUUCAUUUUCUUUGGAGUUUUCCUUGAAUGUUAUUUUUGACAGUUGAUUUUAUUUCUGUUGAGGUAGCUGACUUACAUAUAACAGAGUGCUAAACUUUGCAUAGUGCAAAACAGGCAAGCAAUUCUCCCCAGUUAUUAUAUUGUAAAUUGGUUACUUUCUUAGCUGCAACAAGUAACUUCUGGGGGAUUUUCUCCGUUUUGUUUGUUGUUCGUAGUAGUAGUAACGCAUACCUACCACAGGAGGGAGUGUCAACCGGAAGGGUUUAAGGGCUCUGCAAAGAAUUAGUCACACUGGAAUAAGUCAGCGUUGUGAGUCAGUUCACUUACCUUUAGUUUAUAUUCAGUACUGAGGCUUACUGCAUUGCUCACCUGUUCAGAGUUCACAGAGUUGUCUUGUUUGUACAACUAGCUACAUUAGUGUGGAGUGUUUUAAGGAAAGAAUAGAGCAGUCCAAGUAGUUAUUGUAUUUAUGUUAGUUUGAUUGUCUUUGUUUAAAUUUUUAUGUUACUUUUCUACUGUUGAAUCAAAAAAAUAAAAUAAAGAUAAAAAAGGAGGCAGGUCUAAA